UGAUUUGUUGUGAAUUUCUGAGAAUAAUGUUCCCGCCAUAUUAUGGCAUUAAAUUACCGCCUUAAAUAUAGCGUAAAUUGACGUAGCCAUAUCCACAAAAGAUAACUUGUAAUUUAUCUGUCUUAACAGAGAGUUUUAUGUAAUAAAUUGGUUUUCUCGGUUUCUUUUAGUCCAUUCUUGCUUUUUGGAGUAAAACUCAUAAGGAACGCUACAUUAAAACAGUGAAACAAUAUUUACACAAUUUGAAAGAAAUUGGUGACAAUGAACGUAAAACGAGGUGCCUUCAUUGUUUUGGAGGGUGUAGAUAGGACUGGUAAAUCUACACAAUGCAGAGCAUUAGCUGAGGGGUUGACGAAGAAGCAAAUACAGGCAGAGAAUAUGAAUUUUCCGGCGAGAGAUACCGAAAUAGGGAAAAUGAUAAACGGUUAUUUAACAUCGAAGCAAGAUUUGUCAGAUGAGGUGAUCCACUUGCUGUUUUCAGCAAAUCGUUGGGAGUGUGCCAAGAAAAUCAUUCAGACCCUUAAUGCAGGCAUCAGCCUUGUUGUUGACAGAUAUUGUUUCUCAGGAGUAGCAUUUACAGCUGCCAAAGGUUUUGAUAUCAACUGGUGCAAGGCUCCUGAUGUAGGCCUCCCCAAGCCAGAUAAAGUAUUCUUCUUGACAAUGCCUCUAGACCAGAUCCAGCAACGGAGUGGAUAUGGCGGUGAAAGGUAUGAAAAACUGGAUUUCCAGAAAAAAGUAUUGGAGAAGUACAUGCAGCUGAAGGAUGAUAGUUGGGAAAUUGUGGAUGCAAACAGACCUAUCGCCACAAUUCAAGAGCAACUCCUAGAAAAGUCCCUGACUGUCAUAAAUAGUGUUCAUCACGUGCCCAUUGCCAAGGUGUGGACAAGUACAUAAUGAAUAUUAUGUAAUUAACAUGUAUUUUCAAAAUUCUGAUUUCACGUUAUGAAACUAUGUGUCAGUGCAGUUUAAAGUCCAGCAAGCAUGAUUAUUGAUUAAAUGGACUGAUGUCCUUCAUAUAAUAUGUUCAUAAGGUGUAGAUAAAUUUGCCAUAAGAAAAAAAAACCUACAUAUUUCAUAGAGCAAUGCUUCAAGGUUUCGUUUUUGUAAUUAUAUGAGUGAGCUUCAUCGGCAACGGCCGAAAAAGUUUCAAUGAUUGGAUGGAAAUUGGUUAUUGACGAUUCUUAGGACUUGGCAUUUUCGAAACAGCUUUCGUUGAAUUGAGCUCAGUCCUUAGCUUUUUAUUGAAGGAGACAUGAUGCUACUCAUACUGUGUUACUUAUUUUAGCAAGAACAGUUAAAGUUUUACAACGGGCAAUGUAUCGU
This is a messenger RNA of Hyposmocoma kahamanoa, 1323 nucleotides long. Its product is annotated as thymidylate kinase. NCBI's taxonomy places the organism in Eukaryota, Metazoa, Arthropoda, Insecta, Lepidoptera, Cosmopterigidae. The transcript has 6 exons. The record is from RefSeq and is a predicted model, not a curated record. Gene Ontology annotation, cellular component: cytoplasm; nucleus; mitochondrion. Gene Ontology annotation, molecular function: ATP binding; dTMP kinase activity. The coding region runs from base 262 to 894 and encodes 210 amino acids. Gene Ontology annotation, biological process: dTDP biosynthetic process; dUDP biosynthetic process; dTTP biosynthetic process.